Molecule: messenger RNA, 696 nt
Organism: Chlorella variabilis
Lineage: Eukaryota; Viridiplantae; Chlorophyta; Trebouxiophyceae; Chlorellales; Chlorellaceae
Exons: 6
Coding region: 1-696 (231 amino acids)
Source: RefSeq, a predicted model, not a curated record
AUGCCGGCAAUUGAGUCUGAGGAUAUCACUGGCGACUACAACGCCCACGCAGCGGCGAGCCUGCGGGAGGCGCUCAACGUACUCCAAAGGAGCUUUGCUGGCGGCGUGGGGGACGCCCGAGACUUUCCACAGAGCCUCGAGGUGCUCAAGCAGCUGCAGCGCACCUUUGCCACGGAGGCGGCCGUCGCUGCGGGCGAGCAGCUGGCUGCCGUGGAGCAGCCGCAGGCCGAGGCAGGCGCUGGCAGUGGCAAGCACGUGCUAUGCAUGCUGGACGGCUCCCUCAACUCCUUCACAUCGCUGAGCUGGGCCGUGGACAACCUGGUGGACCCAGAGGAUGAGGUCUACCUGCUGACGGCCAUUCCAUACCAGGACUACCAGGGCGAUGCGGAGCGAAUCCUGCAGGAGGGCUACGACUUUGCGCACAACGCAGGGAUCGCGCCCGCCCGCCUGCACCCGCGCACGCUGACGGCGUCGGGUGGCAGCGCGACGCGGGGCGUGGGCGAGAGCUUGGCGGGGUUUGUGGAGGGGGAGCAGGUGGACGUGGUGGUGCUGGGCAGCAGAGGCAUGGGCUCCAUCAAGCGGUCAAUCAUGGGCAGCCUGGGCAUGGGCUCUGUGUCCGACUACUGCGUGCAGCACCUGCGCUGCCCCAUACUCGUCAUCAAGGAGGGCAGCCAGCCAGGGGCGCCGGGCGAGUGA